Messenger RNA from Lepisosteus oculatus (spotted gar), 1708 nucleotides. RefSeq names its product SPOUT domain containing methyltransferase 1 (gene spout1). Gene Ontology annotation, biological process: miRNA processing; maintenance of centrosome location. Gene Ontology annotation, molecular function: miRNA binding. Gene Ontology annotation, cellular component: spindle pole centrosome; kinetochore; mitotic spindle. The record is from RefSeq and is a predicted model, not a curated record. NCBI's taxonomy places the organism in Eukaryota, Metazoa, Chordata, Actinopteri, Semionotiformes, Lepisosteidae.
AUAUAGUCGGCAUGGUUGUUUAAAGAUGUCCGAAAGCACAGUACUAGGAAAGCAUAAGCUUUCACCAAAAGUGGGUGACCAGAAGAUCGAUUGGAAAAAGAGGAAUGCUGAAAGAAAAGAGCAGAAAAAGAGGAUCCGAGAAGCGAAGCUUAUUAAAAAGCUUGAGAAACAGAGGCAGAAAGAAGAGCAAGAGCUGACAGAAAAAUUGCAGAAAGAAGACAAGAUAAGGAAAGGUCGCCAUUACACAGUCAGCAUUGCCUUGCCUGGGUCAGUGCUGGACAAUGCCCAGUCUCCUGAACUGCGAACUUACCUGGCCGGGCAGAUAGCCCGAGCCUGCACUGUCUUCUGUGUCGACGAGAUUGUGGUGUUUGACGAGCAAGGGGAAGAUGCAAAGAGUGUGGAAGGCGAGUUUAAAGGGAUUGGAAAGAAGGGUCAAGCCUGUGUGCAGCUCGCACGCAUCCUACAGUACCUGGAAUGCCCACAGUACUUGCGCAAGUCUUUCUUUCCAAAGCACCAAGACCUGCAGUUUGCUGGGUUGUUGAACCCCUUGGACAGCCCUCAUCACAUGAGGACAGAUGAGGAGGCAGAGUUUCGGGAAGGAGUGGUUUUGGAUCGGCCAAGCAGGCCUGGGAAGGGCUCCUUUGUAAACUGUGGCAUGAGAAAGGAAGUGAGGAUUGACCGAAGACUUCAGGCUGGUCUGAGGGUUACAGUACACCUAGAUAAAAACCAGAGUGCAGAAAGCAAAGUCCAUAAAGGGGUUGUAGUGGCACCUCAUGUCCCUCGAACAGAAGCUGGACUGUACUGGGGUUACAGUGUCCGUCUGGCGUCAUGCCUCAGCAACGUGUUUGCAGAAUGCCCAUACAAGGAAGGGUACGAUUUGACAAUUGGCACGUCGGAGAGAGGAUCCAGUAUCGACGACGUAACCCUUUCCCCUUUUAAUCACGUGCUGAUAGUGUUUGGAGGGCUGCAAGGCUUGGAAGCAAGUGUGGAUGUUGACCAGAACCUGGAGGUCACUGACCCAAGUGUUUUGUUUGACCUCUAUCUCAACACCUGUCCUGGUCAGGGCAGCAGGACGAUACGCACUGAGGAAGCCAUCCUCAUUACUCUGUCUGGCCUGAGACCCAAACUUGCAACAACUGUUCAGAGCGCAGCUACAGACUGACUGCUGCAAAAAUAUGAAUUUUCACAAUAUGCUUCAUUUUCCAUAAAGCGUGUGAAAGCAAUGGCAAACACUGGAGUAUUGUUUGUCUAUUUAUUUUUUGCGAGAUUGUUUUUCAGCACCCUAGACUGACAGGAAUUCCCUUCAGCUUUAUUUGUUACAAAGAAUAACAUGUAGGGAUCAUUCCAAGUUUCAGUGUGAAUGGGGUUGUGAUGUAUGAUAAUAUUAGGGAACAAGAUCAUGUAUUUUUUUACACAGUAAGAAGCUGAUUUCAUAGCACAACAAAGGAAAUUUAAUAGCUCCUCCUGAAUUAAAUGGAAGUUCCUUAGUAGUGUACUCCCUAAUCCCACCUUUGAAUUCAUAGCAUUGGGAAAAAAAUAUCUUCUAUGUUAGGAGUAUUUUCCUGGUAGUUUCCAAGAUGCUUAGAAACCAGCCUGGGGUGUUUAUUUCUUAAUGAAGGUGUGAUUUUCAUGAUUUUACAAAAUUGUAUUAUAUUAAAGCCAUGUCCAAACAUUCAGUGUAAUCCAUUAAAAGUAUUAGGCCCAUCAU